This is a messenger RNA of Ananas comosus (pineapple), 768 nucleotides long. RefSeq lists its product as uncharacterized. The record is from RefSeq and is a predicted model, not a curated record. The transcript has a single exon. NCBI's taxonomy places the organism in Eukaryota, Viridiplantae, Streptophyta, Magnoliopsida, Poales, Bromeliaceae. Bases 116 to 499 code for a protein of 127 amino acids.
ACCACCCACUUUGCCCCAUAUGUAGCCGUAAAACCACUAGUUAACACAACGAGAGAGAGAGAGAGAGAGAGAGAGAGAGAGAGAGAGAGAGAGAGAGAGAGAGAUCUAGAGAGAGAUGGAGAACAACACUGCAAAAGAUUUGUCGAUCAACCUUAUAACGAGAGAUGGCCGCAGACUCUGCCGGUGCCCGCGCAUCGAAAUGAGCCUUCUCGAGACCGCGGAGGCCAUCGAACAAGCGUUGAGUAGUGAAAACACAGCCUUCGUCGUUCGAGACGAAGGCGAGCGCAGGGCAGUGCGGGUGAAGAUUGUAGUUAGCAAGCAACAACUGAAGCAGAUGGCCCAGCUGAUAGGCUGCGGGCGCGGCGGCACGGAGCAGCUGCUGCAGCUUCUGAGGAGGCUGCAGGUCCAGAGUAAGUUGCUCGACGCCACCGCGAAGGGACGUCGUGAUCGGUGGAGGCCGGCGCUUCAGAGCAUCCCUGAGGAAGUGCGGGAAUUAUAAAGCAAAUCAAACAUGUAUAUGUAGCAUCAUCUUACUACGAGGUUGAUCUAACAACAUUCUUUAUUUUGUGUAGUUCUUGAAUAAAUAGGGAAUUUGAGACAUUUUGAUGUGCUUCAUAUAUAGAUUGUGUGACAUUUAACAUGGAGCCAAAAUGCGAAAAGAAGUAAAAAAAUGUUUCAAAUUGGCAAUUUUGGUUCUUGUAUAUGUAAGCUAAAUAUUUGUAUUUGCAGAACGGAUUUGAGCAGUAAAAAUAAUGAGCGCUUCUCUAA